UUGAAAUGUCUAAGACGCCUUGCAUCUUAUGGAUUAUUUGAAUCCAUCAAAUUUUUGAUGCGCUGUGGCUGGAACAUAGAUACAGAAAAGAGUUGGAUCAGAGAAUUUGAAAAUGAAGAACAUUUUAACUGCAGUUUUAACGUCGACGAAUACAGCUAUACAAUAGGAAUCACUGAGGAAAACAGGACAACUCUUACAGAUGUUUUAAACGAAAUAGAGAAUGAGCCAACAACUCUACAAGUCCUUUGCAGAUGUAGAAUUCGAAAACAGCUUUCAUCUCAUGGUCAAAGUAUUUUGCCAUUAAUUGAAGAUUUACCAAUUCCAACAAAACUGAAAUCUUUUCUGAAAUUUGAAGAUCGUGAAUGCCCAAAGGAGGAGGAAGUGGUUGUAAAUGUUCUCAGUCCCCAUUAUCAUGAGGAUUCUGAUGACUAUGAUGAUUAUUACGAUUAUGAGGACGAUUAUUACUAUAAUGAUUACUACGGAAAUGAUGACCACCAGGAGAUGAUCUUUGAUACCGAAUCAGAUGAAUGGAUACCCAUAUGGUGGUAGAAAGAUACAGGCAAUAUUAUGAAAUGGAUACAAAGAAUAAAAAGGGAUACACCUGUUAGAAAAUGAUGCUGUGAAUAAAAUAAGAUGCUUGGCUGAGGAAACAAAA
This is a messenger RNA of Saccostrea echinata, 655 nucleotides long. RefSeq lists its product as uncharacterized. The record is from RefSeq and is a predicted model, not a curated record. Lineage: Eukaryota; Metazoa; Mollusca; Bivalvia; Ostreida; Ostreidae. Bases 58 to 549 code for a protein of 163 amino acids. Gene Ontology annotation, biological process: intracellular signal transduction. The transcript is spliced from 3 exons.